UCUCGGUGUCCCUCCAAUCCAUCUGUCCUUUACAUAAAACACAAACAUAUAAAUAAACUUAACCGGAAGCAAAACAAGGAAGAAGCUAUAGGAAUAGCAUUUGGUCAGUGCUCACGUGAUUACUCUCGACUCUUAAUACCCUUUUCUUGAUUCCCAAACAUGGCUUUCAGGUCACUGAAUUACUGGAAAUCCAUUGUCAGUCGUUUAAGAGGAAGCUCUCCUUUUGCCACGUCGACAUCACAGACAAAGGAGGCCUAUGCCCCUGCGGGCGAUUCAGGAGUGUAUGAAUACAUCAAGCUGCCAUGGGCGGUGAGGGGAGAUUUUGUGCCGGUGUAUGUGGCGGUGGGGUUGAUAAUGAUGUCGAUGAGUUUCGGGCUUCACAUAGGAAUGCUACAACUGAGGUACGCCCCAGGCGUGUUCGUGAAGAAGUCGAGGAGAGAGACUCUGCCGGAGGUGGUGGAGCCUGAAACUGUGGUGGAUGAAGCUCUCAAAUUCAUCACCAAGUCUUUCUUUCGAAGAGUGGCCCAUGUACAGGAGUUACACCGUCAAUAUGUCAUGACUGAUCCCACCCGUGGAGAUCUCUUUGCCAGGUGA
Ilex paraguariensis (yerba mate) is the source of this 594-nucleotide messenger RNA. The record is from the annotation of a GenBank genome assembly. Lineage: Eukaryota; Viridiplantae; Streptophyta; Magnoliopsida; Aquifoliales; Aquifoliaceae.